This is a messenger RNA of Trypanosoma cruzi, 1365 nucleotides long. RefSeq names its product oxidoreductase, putative. The transcript has a single exon. Lineage: Eukaryota; Euglenozoa; Kinetoplastea; Trypanosomatida; Trypanosomatidae. Gene Ontology annotation, molecular function: oxidoreductase activity. The record is from RefSeq and is a predicted model, not a curated record. Bases 1 to 1365 code for a protein of 454 amino acids.
AUGGGUGCAGUGAAUUCACAGGCUCAGGAGGGACAGGGCAUGGAGGAGAAGGAUAACAAUAACGGCACGGCACCCGAAGGGCACACAAUACGCUGUGAGGGGUGGACGAUAGAGAAGCCCAUUCGCUCGUGGUCGGCAUCGGCAAUGGUAUACGUGGAUAAUGUGAUGGUGCCGCCGCCGGGCCCGGGACAGGUGCGUGUGAAGAUAUACGCUGCCUCUGUAAACCCCGUCGAUGUAAAGCGUCCCAGGUUUGGUCGCAACAAUGGCUUCUUCUCCUGGUGUAAUGAAAAUUUUGGAAAGGUUGGUAAAAACAGCAACAGCAACAUUGGUGGUGGUGUUAGUGAGAUUGUCUCUACAUCCACGCGACAUGAGCCACCCGAGUUUCCUUUCCCCUAUGUGAUGGGCACAGAAGGUGCUGGUGUCGUCGAGAGUGUUGGCUGGGACAAUGAUGACAUGGAGCAACGCGAGCGGUACGGUCUACAGGUGGGUGAUCGCGUCGCCUUCCUUGCGGACAUUACAAUGACAAACGGUGGGACAUUCUGCCAAUAUGCAUUGGCGAUGGCCGAUGCGGUUGGAAGGAUCCCAUCGCCUACAACUGAUGAUGUGAUUGGCUUUGUGGAGGCCGCUGUGAUGCCGUGUGCUGUGGGGACGGCGUAUGUCGCGCUGUUUGACAAGCUGCGUGUCUCGUCUGGGCGUAGUAUAUUCAUCAGCGGUGCGUCAGGUGGCAUUGGCUCUGCGGCGGUGCAACUGGCCAAGUACGCUGGAAUGUACGUGUUAGCGUCCUGCUCUACCGUUAACGUCGCCUAUGUGAAGUCGCUGGGAGCAGACUAUGUCUUUGAUUAUACUGCCUCAGAUGUCGUAGGUGAGUGCCUUGCCCAUACGAGGGGAUUUGGCGUUGACUACGUGCUGGAGGUUGCCGAUGCCGCGUUGGCGGUGCAUCACGCAGACGCCCUGCGAUUUGGUGGCUCUAUCUGCGUUCUUCCUGAGCAUAUGCCAAUAUCCAGUGAGGUGUUCUUCCGCCGGCAGCUGUCGAUAGGUUACGUCUGCCUUGCUGGGCUGCACGCCGACCCCCUCACACGCGGCAACCUCCGACACGUGGUGGAAACGUGCAUGAAACUCUACCAGCUAGGUGCCUUUCAACUGCAGCUGGAGACUGUGCCCGUGGAGCGUGCCGACACCGCAUUGGACAUCAUUUCCACGGGACACACGCGUGGGAAAAUUGUGCUGACAAUUUUCCACCCCGACGAAAUGCCAUAUGGCGAUGAUAUGAUGGGCACCCGCCGCCGGAAACACGCAAAGGUGCAGUCAGGGCAGGCGGCACCGGCGGUGUCAAUUCAGACCGCCGCUCCCCCGCCAGCGCAGUGA